AUGCGUACAAGGUGGAAUAGUUCCCUAUUUAUGAUGGAUAGACUAGUGAAAUUAAAAGAGCCUCUUACCAUAGUAAUGAUUUCACUAAAUGAUGCUCCUAGUAAUCUAAAUUCUGAGGAAUGGAACUGUAUUGAAGACAUUGUACCUCUUUUAAAACCUUUUGAUAGUCUAACUACAGAACUAUCAGCAGAGCAAUAUCCAACAAUAUCUAAAGUUAUACCAUUAAUACGAGGUAAUUUUUUAAAUAUAUUUAGAAUUAUUUUUAUAAAUUUUUUGAUAAAUAGAGUUAGUAGCGUUCAAUCGACUAGUACAAGCAGCAGUAGUGCUAUUGCUUUGAUGAAGCAAUACAUGAAUAAGCCAUAUCAUUAUCUGAACUGCAACAUCGUGGAAUAUUGGAGAGAUCACAAAUCAUUACUUCAUCCUUUAAGCGAAAUAGCCUUAAAAUAUAUUAUGAUUCCUGCAACAUCUGUACCUUCUGAAAGGAUAUUUUCAAAAGCAGGUCAAAUUAUGAGUGCUAGGCGUAACAGGCUGUUGCCUGAUAAUUUAGACACUCAUGUUUUUUUAAAUAAAAAUAUGCAACUUUUAAUAAUAUUUAAUUAUAACUUAAAAGUUCUAAGUUAUAAUAUACUAUUAAAAUAUUUUUAAGUACCUGAUGCUUUUUUUUUUUUUUACAGUUACACA
Messenger RNA from Aphis gossypii (cotton aphid), 681 nucleotides. Its product is annotated as E3 SUMO-protein ligase ZBED1-like. Lineage: Eukaryota; Metazoa; Arthropoda; Insecta; Hemiptera; Aphididae. The transcript is spliced from 2 exons. Bases 1 to 645 code for a protein of 214 amino acids. The record is from RefSeq and is a predicted model, not a curated record. Gene Ontology annotation, molecular function: protein dimerization activity.